Rotaria sordida is the source of this 1704-nucleotide messenger RNA. NCBI's taxonomy places the organism in Eukaryota, Metazoa, Rotifera, Eurotatoria, Philodinida, Philodinidae. The record is from the annotation of a GenBank genome assembly.
AUGUACGAAACAACUGAACAUUGUCAAAUUCGGCUUAAAAAGCAAAAACGUCGAGAUCAACCUCGUCGAUCAAAUGAAACAGAACAACAUCGUCAGCUUCGCCUUGAAUAAUUGUUUCCAAUGAUAAAUCAAACAAUUAUUUACAACGAUCAAUCAAAAAAAAUUGUUUACAACGAUAAAUCGAUAAAUCAAACAAUUAUUUACAACGAUAAAUCAAAAAAAGAUAUUGCUCAAUUACCUGAAGACGAUGUACCAGAAUGUAUUAUGUCAACGAUGGAACAGAAGAUAGAUGAUGAAGAAAUUCAAUCUGAAAGAAUUGGAUAUAUUCCUGAUCCAUUAUCCGACCUAAUAGAACGUACUACUACAGAUAGUAUUCCUAUUAGUACCAGCUGUGCAUUAAAUAAAUUACUACAUCAUAUUAAAACCAUCGGUGGUCGAGUUAUGGUUUUAGCAUAUUCACGUACGGCAUUACGUACACGUAUUCAUGCAUUAAUCUACAAUCAGGGACUACCAAGCAUUUUUUUAACUUUAAAUCCAGCUGAUAUUCACAGUCCCGCGGCAUUAUAUUUUGCUGGCGUCAAGCUUGAUUUGAACAAUAUUCAAAUGGAACAACUUAUGGAUAAUUACAAAAGAGCUGAAAUUAUAGCAUCUCAUCCUGUUGCUACUGCCAAAUAUUUUCAUUUAUUGCUCAGUAAUAUCUUAGAUACUAUGAUCGUUGGUGGUGUACUUGGCCCAAUAAAAGCUUACUUUGGUACCGUUGAAAGUCAAGGACGAGGUUCCCUUCAUUUGCAUCUUCUUAUUUGGCUUGAUCAUGAUAUGAAACCAGCUGUGCCAAGAUCAUGGAACACGCCACCACGAUUAUCCCGAGAUAAAAUAUAUGCAGCUUUAAGUACAAUUGAUUUGACAGGUUUACAACAAAAUAUAUAUGAACCCAACAACAUUAUAUCAACACCGUUGAAGGAACAAUUUGUUUCAUCGAUUUUGCAUGUGUCUGCAUUGCCAAAUAAACUUUUACAAACACCAACACGUAAUCAAUCAACAUUUGUUAUUAAUGCUUCGUAUAAUGAAUCAAAAGUGAUUCCAGCUUGCUUACCAACUCCAAAUCCGUCGUCACCUAAUUUUGCAUCACGAUUUCGUGCGGAUGUAGUACAACUUGUUAAAGCAACCAAUAUUCAUAAACAUAGUAAUACUUGCUAUAAAUACUGGAAUGCUAAUAAAGGUGAUAAGAAAAGUUGUCGAAUGCGUAUGCCACGCACAUAUAUUAAAUUAAAACUAACUUAUUGUCUUUCACAUGUAGAUGUAAUCGACGAUGAUAUAUUUGAUGAUGAAACUAUCGACGAUGAAAAUAAUAAUGAAGAACAAUUUCAAAUUCAAACUGCUGAAGAUAACAAAAAAUAUGUACUUGUUAACACACGAAUUGAUUAUCAAUAUCGUUCGGCCAUUCUCAAUAACCCAUGCUUAUACAAUUUUGUUAGCACACUAUACAAGAACAAAAUGAAUACAACAGAUCAGAAAUAUUUAUCUAAGACUACAGAAACUGUAGAAGAAAAAGCUAAUCAAAAAGGGCGACCACCCAAUGAACGCUCUCCAUUUCAAAAACAACAUCCACAGGCAUCAACACAUCUGAUGAUGAAAUACAGUGAACCUCAUGUACCUAUUCUUUACGGUCCACAAAUUCCUCGACGAGAUCGUGAUGACACUUGA